AUGCAUACAAUAGAUACAGGAACUGCUGCAUCAUUUAAAGGAUUUUAUCAAAACCAAAAAUUUACUCAAAAUGAAAACAAUAAUUAUUGGAGAGUAGACCUAGUUAGUUUACAUCAUAAUAGAAAUACUAGUGCAAUUAAUCCACUCGAUCAAAAUUUACAUGUAAACACGCAACAGUCUCAUUCAUUUACUUCAAGAAAUCCUUUAUACACUCUUAAUUCUAAUGAAGUAUAA
Molecule: messenger RNA, 234 nt
Organism: Funneliformis mosseae
Lineage: Eukaryota; Fungi; Glomeromycota; Glomeromycetes; Glomerales; Glomeraceae
Source: the annotation of a GenBank genome assembly